CAUAGAGUUGCCAGUCUGCAACUAAGCUCGAAGCAAUAUGAGCAACAUCAACGUGUCCUCCGGUGUUCGUCCAUUGCGGGAAGGACUUCAGCGUAUAGCCAUCGAGGAGCUAAACGAGGUGCCAUCUCGAGUAUCCUCCGACAUAAUAGCUCUGCGGGAUUGGCUGCAGAAACAGCCUCAUCUCUGUUCCUGCCUCACGGAUCAGUUCCUCUUGGGCUUCCUGAGGGGCAGCAAGUUCAGUUUGGAGAAGGCCAAACAAAAGAUCGAUCGAUACUAUACACUCCAGGCGGCCAUUCCCGAGGUCUUUAAUGAGCACCGACUAGCCGACGAUCCGCAGGUGCUCGAAAUUAUUCGAAUGGGCGUCAUUCUUCGUAUUCCUCUGCACGAAGAUGAUACGGGUCCGGCGGUGACCAUAAUUCGUGCUGGAUCCUAUGAUACGACCAAGUACAAGUUCCAGGAUAUCAUACGAGUGGGUUCCAUGUUCGGCGAGAUUAUGAUGUUAGAGGACGACAAUGCGAAUGUCAGUGGCUAUAUUGAGUUCCUAGACAUGUCAGGGAUUGCGGCUGCCAAUCUCUUUGCACUACAGCCGCAUAUAUUGAGUAAGUUUUCGGCCUUUGCGGAUGAGGCUAUGCCCACCAGGCAGAAGGGAAUUCAUUUUAUAAAUGUGCCAUCAUCAUUUGAAAGCGGUUUCAAUUCUAUACGCUCCUUCUUUCCCGAGAAGAUCAGAAAUCGUGUUUCAGUUAGCUCCGAUCCUGAAUCGAUCUUUGAACGCGUACGCCGUGAGUAUUUGCCAAAGGAAUACGGUGGCACCAAGGGCACCAUGCAGGAUAUUAUUGAUCAGAUGGAACGGAAAAUGUUGAGUUAUCGCGAUUACUUCGAGCAGUCGCGUCACUUUGGCGCCAACGAAAAGCUAAGGGAAGAUAAGGCGAAUAGUAAAAAAUUUCCGAGUCACUUUGGCAUGGAUGGAUCAUUCCGCGUAUUAGAUAUUGACUGAAGAGUAAACAUUCCAAACCAUGUAAACCCAUCAAACAGCAAUAAACUCCAUAUAUUAGCACUGCA
Messenger RNA from Drosophila innubila, 1059 nucleotides. Its product is annotated as alpha-tocopherol transfer protein-like. Gene Ontology annotation, cellular component: membrane. NCBI's taxonomy places the organism in Eukaryota, Metazoa, Arthropoda, Insecta, Diptera, Drosophilidae. The transcript has 3 exons. The record is from RefSeq and is a predicted model, not a curated record. Bases 38 to 994 code for a protein of 318 amino acids. Gene Ontology annotation, molecular function: phosphatidylinositol bisphosphate binding.